AUGAUGAGAUCUUCCAAUCUCAACUUGCUCUGCAUCUGCUCAUGCACUCUUGUUGCUAUUGCUAUGGCCCAAGAUUAUAGCUUUUUGACGGAAAGAGAUUUUGCCAAUGCCGCUAUGAUUCCUAAAGAAAGAAGAAUUCGAUCUACCCCUUUACACAACGAUCAACGUUUCGGUCAAAGAAGAUUCCGUCGUGGCGGUGUGGGGGUUCAAGACUCAAAAGAUAAAUGGCCAAAUGGUCGUGUACCUUAUAUUCUCUCCUCUGCUUAUACUGAGCAACAGAGAGCUGUUAUAGCUAAAGCCAUUAAUGGGUAUAAUCAGAAAACUUGUAUUAGAUUUGUACCUAAGGUUCCUACUGAUAAAGACUAUGUUGUAAUCUCUAAGCUUGAUGGCUGCUACGCUGAUUUUGCUAAAGUAGGAGGACGUCAACAAGUGUCCUUAGCUGACGAAUGUAUAGAUUACGCUACAAUCAUCCACGAGCUUAUGCACGUAAUAGGAUUUAUUCAUGAACAUCAAAGAGAUGACCGCGACGGCUAUGUGAGCAUCGUAUGGCAGAAUGUUAUACAAGGUGCCGAUACGGAUUUCGCCAAGCUUUCCAACUUUGGUCUAUCUUACUAUGGAGAAGGCUAUGAUUAUCUGUCCAUAAUGCAUUAUGAGAGUAAUGAAGGAAGUAAGAACGGCAAAAACACAAUCGAAGCCAAGGAUAAACGAUAUACUCCAGUCAUGGGACGAAGUGUUGACUUUUCCGACAGUGACUUGCGAAGAGUUAAUAAGGCUUACGUCUGUUGGAAUUACAUUGGCAAGAAUUCGGGUUAA
Molecule: messenger RNA, 813 nt
Organism: Auanema sp. JU1783
Lineage: Eukaryota; Metazoa; Nematoda; Chromadorea; Rhabditida; Rhabditidae
Source: the annotation of a GenBank genome assembly